This is a messenger RNA of Lolium rigidum, 2034 nucleotides long. Its product is annotated as methyltransferase-like protein 25B. Lineage: Eukaryota; Viridiplantae; Streptophyta; Magnoliopsida; Poales; Poaceae. The coding region runs from base 1 to 1740 and encodes 579 amino acids. The transcript has 12 exons. The record is from RefSeq and is a predicted model, not a curated record.
AUGGCGGCGCCACCGGCGAGCCUCGGCGUCGGCGCGCGCUCGUGCGAGACGGCGGAGCAGACGCGCGAGUGGAUGGAGGCCAUCGCCGCCUUCCUCGGCCGCCACCGCCCGCUCCUCGAGGCCCACGUCGUCAACUUCUUCAAGGACAGGCUGUGGGAGACGGUGGACGCCAAGUGGAUGGAGUGCCUGCGCGGGGAGCCCGUGGAGCGCCUGCUCAUGCUGCCCUCCGGUUCUGUUCAGGACCAUUGGCCAAGUUCGCUGCAGGAAUUUAUUCUCACCGCCAGGUCACUUGUUCUUCCGCGCGAGCGAAAAUCACCGCAAUCGUUUCUGCCUGAUUCGCGUGUAGCAUCAAUUGGCACUGUUCUCGCUCAAGGCAUGAACACAAAGAAGAAGCACGAAAUUGAGCAUCUAUCUGCGAUGGUUGAUGCAGUUGCGAGGAGUUGUGGAGCCAAGACAGUGGUUGAUGUGGGUUCUGGCCAGGGUUAUCUCGCACAAGCUUUAUCUUUUGAGUACCAACUCCCUGUCGUCGCAAUAGAUGCUUCAUCACAUCAUGCAUCUGUUACAAAUACUCGUGCAGAGAGGAUAAAGAAGCACUAUGCUGCUAAAUGUCUAGAGAAGCAACAGUUCACUGUGCCUAGAACUGUCACUUGUCAUGUUCUUUCUAGUGACACGUUAGCAGCUGUGACAUUGGAUGCAUGUCAAGAUGAUCAUGGUCAACAUGUAACAAAAACCAACAACUGUACUGAGACUAGUCCUCAAAAUGGGAAACCAAACCAUAACGUUCCUCAAUUAGUCCUCGCCGGUCUUCAUGCCUGUGGCGACCUUUCAGUUAACAUGCUAAGGGUGUUUGCGUCAUGUAAACAAGUACAAGCAUUGGUAAGCGUUGGAUGCUGUUAUAACUUGUUGUCCGAGGAUUGUUAUGCGGAUACAGACAGCUGCCCUGGUUUUCCUAUUAGCAAGGCUGCUAAAUCAUCUAAAUUAGUGCUUGGCAAAAGCAUCCGCGACCUUGCUUGCCAGAGUGCAGAGAGAUGGAGAAACCUCACCAAGGAAAUGGCCCUACAAAAUUUUGACAUACAUGCCUUCCGAGCAGCUUUUCAAAUGGUACUUGAGAAAUAUUUUCCAGAAGUGUCAAAAUUGAGUCCAUCAAUUGGAAGGCAAGGAAAAGCUCUCCGCCGUCAAAGGCUUCGGAAAGUUGUGGAAUCUUGUUCAGCUGUGGGGAAAACUGAUGAUUUAUCCUAUUCAAAUCCCAAGGAACAAACCAUGAACACAGAUUGUUCAUUGCCAACAGAGCCAACUGAUCCUGAAGGGGCUGUCAGAUGUUGUAGCAGCGUACAAUUUACAGGUGAUACAUACUCAACUUCAGGAGUCGAUGAUUCAUUCAUAUCAAAAGUUAACGUGGGACCAAGUGACAUCCAUCUUGAUGAAUGUCACAAGUUCACUCUUUUCAAAGAUUUCACCGCCUCUGCAUUCGGUCGUCUUGGCUGUGGUUUCGUCGAAGAUCUUCAUCUAUUUGAAAUAUGGAAGAGCGUGCAGCACUUCACUGAGUUCAUAGGUCCCUUUUGGUGUCUUCGGGCUGCUUUAGGUCCAUUGGUGGAAACAUAUAUCUUGCUUGAUCGCUUACUGUUUCUUCAAGAACAAGGAAGUGCAGUUCAAGCAUCAUUGUUUCCUCUGUUUGAUCCUGCUAUGUCUCCAAGGAAUAUGGCAGUAGUUGCUUGGAAGUUAACAGGAGAUGCUUUGUAAGCAUGACAUGGUAACACUUCUCAUGCCUGAAUACUUAGGUUGAUGGAAUGGUGUAUUGGUGUUGAAGAGUAAGAGAGACAACUACUGUGGCAGAACUGGUUCUAUCUUUAGAUAUAGAGAGAAUUUUUGUCCUUAUGGGCUACUCAAUUAUCAUGUGAAGAAUUUAUAGCUUCCGUGCAGUGAGAGUUCUAGAAGGACAUUUAGCUGUCUUUUUGCUUGCCAACUGACAUGUGGCCAGCAGAACAUGCAGGUUUGUCUUGAUUUUAUGCUGAAGAUGAUCUUUGCUGUAAAACU